Molecule: messenger RNA, 2735 nt
Organism: Otolemur garnettii (small-eared galago)
Lineage: Eukaryota; Metazoa; Chordata; Mammalia; Primates; Galagidae
Gene: XRRA1
Product: X-ray radiation resistance associated 1
Exons: 19
Coding region: 331-2712 (793 amino acids)
Cellular component (GO): nucleus
Molecular function (GO): protein binding
Source: RefSeq, a predicted model, not a curated record
GUUCGCGGGCUCGCUGACGGGAGGUUGUCAGCGCAGUGGCGCGGGGCUUGCCGGGACUUGUGGUUAGAAGCCUCCGCCGCCCGUUGCCACUUACACUGCUGGCCGCAGCGUCGCGGUUACUAAGAAGUGAGGAAGGUAGCGGCAGACGGCACCGUGGAGCUGCUCCGAGAUCCCCGGGAGGUUCGCAGGCGCGCAUCCCGCCUCCCCAGGACGUCGCCUUUGCCGACCGCUCGAAGGAGAAAGCGACGGCGGAGGCAGGUGAAGAAACAGGUGAAGAAACAAAAGAAAAAGGAAGUCAAGGGGUCAUUUCCAAAAUCAAAGAUCAAGGAGAUGGCCUCCUCAGGAAUCUACAAGCUGGAUGAUGGGAAGCCUUACCUGAACAACUGCUUUCCAGCCAAAAAUCUGCUUCGGAUGCCAGAGGAAGGCCGAGGAUACUGGUUAGUGACUCGGAAAAAUAACUUCAAGAGGAAGCCCCAGGAUUUGAUUGGGAUAUCAGCUGAAGGUCAGGAAAGCCAGAAGAAGGUUUCUUUGGAGGGUAGGGGAAAGAAAGGGUCUCGGAGGGCCAACCAAGUAAACCUACCUGAAUACGUCCUGGACCGGGCUUUUCUGCUGAAGCACCACGCUGUAAAGAAGCCAUCAGAUCUGUGCACUGUUAAUGCUAAGGAAAAAGACUUCAAGCAUUUUGAGUCCGUGGUUUAUAUCAAUGCCUCAGAAAACCUACUGCCUCUAGAGGCAUUCCACACAUUUCCAGCCUUAAAGGAACUGGAGCUUGCAUUUAAUGGCAUAAGAACAAUCUACGUGAAAUAUGGAGACUUUAAGUUCUUGGAAUUCUUGGACCUUUCCUUCAACAGCCUGACUGCAGAGGCCAUCUGUGAUCUGGGGAUUCUGCCACACCUUCGUGUCCUGCUCCUUACAGGCAAUGGGCUCACCUCCCUGCCACCCAAUUUGGCUGUCAUAGAGCAGGAGGCAUCUGAAACAUCACUGACAAGCAGGAGGUACAUCCUGAGGUUCCCAGCGCUGGAGACACUGAUGUUGGAUGACAACAAACUCUCCAAUCCCAAUUGUUUUGCCAGCCUAGCCGGGCUCAGGAGACUGAAGAAGUUAAGCCUGGACCAAAACAGGAUUUUCCGGAUCCCGUACCUACAGCAGGUUCAGCUCCAUGAUGGGUCGGGGGACUGGUUUCCAGGCAGGGGAAGUCCCCAGAAAGAGCCCCAGUCUGUGCUACAGUCCAAGCCAUGGACGAAUGAGAUCUCAGAGGCUCAACCAGAUUAUACUGUACUGCCCAUGAAAAAGGAUGUUGACCGGACAGAGGUUGUGUUCUCAUCUUACCCUGGAUUUUCAACCUCAGAGACAACCAAGGUAUGUACACUUCCUCCCAUAUUUGAGAUUCUUCCUGUGAAGUCACUGAAGGUCAGGAACCAGACGCUGGCCCCACCCUUCCCGGAGCUGAGGUACCUUAGCGUGGCCUACAACAAGAUUGCAAAGGAGGAUGCCGUCCUGCCAGUAGCUCUCUUCCCAUCUCUCUGUGAGCUCAUCUUUCAUAACAACCCUCUGGUGGCCCAUACACGAGGGGUCCCUCCACUGCUGAAGAGCUUCCUCCAGGAGCGACUGGGGAUCCACUUAAUUCGAAAGAAGACGAUGGUAAAGUCUAAGCAUCAUAUUUUGAUGCCUCAGAAGGAAUCGCGGAAGGUGAAAACUCAAGUCCCAAAGGUGCCAAAGCAGCCUCUGCUACUCCACCACUCACGCAUGACAGCAAUCAAGUCUCCCUCCAGGAAUAUGCUGGAGGCAGAGGCAGAGGUAGAUGAAGAGCUGCCUACUGCCCAAAGCACUUCUCUGGAGCCACACAUACCCACCGAGGGCCUAGAAGGCCUUUCCCUCUCACGCCGGACCUUUGUGCCACUGCCUCCCAUCUGCUCUGACUCCACCGUGCAUAGUGAAGAGACUGUGUCCCGCCCAAGCGACACAGCUGUCCACCUCAGCCCAGAUCAGCCGUCAGAUGAGGACACCAAGAGCACAGAGUCCAUCUUCCUGACUCAGGUGAAUGAGCUGCCUUCCACCAUCAUGCAUAGGGAUGAUUUAGAGGAAAAGGAGAAAGACCAAAGAAGACCACCACCAACACCCAAAGAGAUGAAGAGGACUCGGAGAAAGCUCCCAUCCACCUCCCUCCCCAGAAAGUAUCAUGGCUAUGAGGAGCUGCUGACAACCAAGCUGGAUCCAGCUUUCGUUGAGCCAAAGGGAAUCCAGAAGAAUGCACAGGCCCUGCAGCAUAUGCUGAAGCACCCGAUCCUAUACCGCUCUUCCAAGCCCAAGCUGGACGCUUUCCAGAAGCACUAUGUUCCCAAAGAGAGACGGGCCCAGAGAAUCCCUAUUCCACCCCAACGGAAGACUCGAGGCCAGCUGCUGGAUGACAUCCUCGUUCGCAUGCGGGACCCUCGGAACAUUACAGAGGCUCCACUAGGCACCGUGCUGCGCAGGAGGACUGAGCAGCGGCUGGCAAACCAGCAGCAGUACCUGGAGGCCAAACGCCUGCUGAAGGAGUUUCGAGCUCGCUACCGGCGGCUGGUGCGCUGCUCACUACGGAAGGUGUUUGGGGCCACCCCACUGCCACCAACCUGCCCUGCGCUGAACGAGGGCCAGCCCAAGUUUGGCCGCUUCCUGGAGUUCAUGGAUGAGUUCUGCCAAGAGCCCACAGCCAGUGACACAAAAGACUAGGGGUGUGUAUCUCCUGGCCUGCA